AUGUUCCGCACAAAAGAAGAUAGGCAGCCAUCUUGGGCCCAAAGCCAGGAAAACUCCGGCGCAGACUCGGAAGAGAGCGAGCACGAGAGCACCCAUGCGUCACCCCUCACUCAAGAAGUCCUUCGGAAAAUGCUGAAAGAAACUUCGGCAGACAUCAAGGCCUAUACCACUGCAGCCCUCGAAAAACAAAUAGCAGGCCUCAAAGGUGACAUUGAGGCGCUGGCCUCACCAGCGGUGACACCGAACGCACGCUCCAAGAAAUGCAAACACAGGCGGCGGACCAUGGCAGGGACAUGGGGAUACUAA
Molecule: messenger RNA, 306 nt
Organism: Pelobates cultripes (western spadefoot toad)
Lineage: Eukaryota; Metazoa; Chordata; Amphibia; Anura; Pelobatidae
Source: the annotation of a GenBank genome assembly